CCCUCUUCCACUUCUUCCUCUUUCGAUUUACUCUUUUAUUUUGAUAUUUUCCACGCACAUCCACCAGUAUCGAGCCAAUAUUAUCAGUUAGAACGCGUCCGUGCGCAUCCCGAAUCAGGGAACGCGUCGUGUCUACUGGAACACGUGACAGCACGGUCAUGUUAUGCAGACGUGAUGACAUGACUAUGACACCGUAACAAUGUGACACUGAGACCCCGACUCUGCAUCACGAUCAUCCUUUCCUAAAACAGACCAUGUCCUUUGUUGUCGACCUUAAUGGGCCCUCCGGGAAAGCAAACAUCAGCGCCCGUUUCAAUGCGUCAUACCAACGAAACCCCGCAUCCCCGAACGCCAACGUGCUUUUUGCUCGGCGCCCCUCCUGAUACUCUAGUCCUCGCCUGCCCGGUCACUUGAGUGUUCACCCCAACUUCUUGGACCUUGGCAUCUCCACGUUGUAGCCAUCCACCCUGACUUCCUUCCGGCCAAUCGUCAAUGCCCAAGACACUCGUGUACUACUGCUCCGGACAUGGUUUCGGGCAUGCGACACGCGUCUCCGCGCUUGCCAGUCAUCUGUUGCGUCUACCUGGCCCGGCGCGCCCCGUGAUCUACAUCGUUUCCUCCGCGCCGCAGCACGUGUUCACCGACGCGGUGUCUCUCGGCGCACACUACCGCUCCGCGUUUAUCGAUCCGGUGAUCGUGCAGCCGCUUGCCUAUUGUGUGGACAGGCAGAGGAGUGUGGAUGGCCUAAAAGCGUUCAUGGAACGGGAAGCGGAGAUGGCGGAGAGAGAGGUUCGCUGGCUGAAUGCGGUUGGCGCUCAUUGCGUAUUAAGCGACGCAGCAUAUCUGGGGUGUCUCGCUGCAACGCAAGCCGGCCUGCCCUCCAUUCUCGUCACCAACUUCACUUUCGAUUCUGUGUACAGCUUUCUGUCGACCACGAUUACCGAGGCGCCAAUGACAACCAGCGAUGAGACGCAUCCUGCGACCGAACACCUCAGAGCACUGGAAUCGGACACGCCGAUACCGCGUGAAGAAUUAGAGCCGCUGGUGCAACGGAUACAUCGGGGCUAUCGCUGUGCCGAUCUGCUGCUUCGACUUCCAGGCUACAUUCCAAUACCCUCUUUUGCGAUGGAACCGAAGCUGCCCUCCUCCGACUGGGUCGAUCCUGCGUCGAACCAGUUCCGCGAGGAGAUCCUUGCUUCCCUGGAUCAUAAUUCCUCCACUUUAUAUCCUUCUGUACCCUCUACUUCCACGAAACCCGCACGCCAGGUUCUCGAUGCUCCGCUUCUCGUCCGUGCUCCCUCUGAGUCGAUCUAUACAUCGUCGGGGAGAGCGAAUUUCCUCAACUCUAUUGGAAUUCCCGAGCAUCUACACAGCUCGAAGAUUUUGGUCGUCUCCUUCGGUGGGCAGAUCUUCCGGCGGCCCCACAGCAGGGCGGGUACGCCUUCACAUAGCCGACACGCCAGCCGCGAUCUGACGCCUGAACCGCCGCACGCCCAUCACCUGCGACUCGAGAUUCCGCCCCCGACGCCCGACCACGAUCACGGAGACCAUGUGUUCAGCUCGCCCCGCGUUGCCACGGAGUCGCAUCUGUGGAUCCCCGGCGCCCCGCCCGCGUUGAAGCGCGAUGGGACAGCGACGAGUCCGACGUCACCCGUGGUGCGGGUGUUCAGUCCCCCGGAGGACGAGCAGGUGGAUGAAGAGCAGUCGGCGCUCCUCCUUCCCGACGAUUCCUGGAUAGCCGUCGUCUGCGGUGUGUCGAAAGACCAGUGGAAUGCCGAGAACGCGACAGACUCGCUGCUGCCUGACGGAUUCUACAUUGCGCCUCGAGACGUUUACAUGCCUGAUUUGACGGCGGUCGGCGAUGUUCUCCUUGGGAAGCUGGGCUACGGCACCGUUUCCGAGUGUGUCGACUCGAGUACGCCUUUUGUCUAUGUAUCGCGCCCGCUGUUCAUUGAGGAGCACGGCCUGCGCCGGCUAUUGGAGCAGCAAGGCGUUGGCAUCGAGCUGAUGCGCGAAUCAUACGAAGCCGGAGAUUGGGCUGGUGCCAUCGGAGAAGCGUAUAGACGAGGAAGCAGGGCGAAAUCCAGUCGACGUUUGGAUGGGCUAGAAGGUGUCCAAAGACGAAAGCAAGAGGGCCGAAGGAUGGCAGAACAGAUUAUACAAUGGAUUCGCUAG
Messenger RNA from Mycena citricolor, 2175 nucleotides. The record is from the annotation of a GenBank genome assembly. NCBI's taxonomy places the organism in Eukaryota, Fungi, Basidiomycota, Agaricomycetes, Agaricales, Mycenaceae.